Messenger RNA from Pseudozyma hubeiensis SY62, 342 nucleotides. RefSeq lists its product as hypothetical. The record is from RefSeq and is a predicted model, not a curated record. The transcript has a single exon. NCBI's taxonomy places the organism in Eukaryota, Fungi, Basidiomycota, Ustilaginomycetes, Ustilaginales, Ustilaginaceae. The coding region runs from base 1 to 342 and encodes 113 amino acids.
AUGGAAAAUGAAACGCUGAGCGCUGUCGGAAGCCGAAGCGCAAAGCAGCUCCGGUUCGGCUCGAAAGGUUCGCCAGCGACCCCACAGGUGCAGCGAAACGCGACGAAAGGCGGAUUUGGGGAGCGUGGCUGGAUGAAGGACAAGGUCGAGAUGAUGGUGGGAUUGUACAAGGUUCCAAGACCUCGUCGGUGCAACUUCUUCCAGAAACAGACAGUCGGCCAGAAGACAGUCACCUGCAGGACGUUCCGAAAAGAAGCUCAAAUCUUUCAGCGGAAAUCGAGCGCGUGGCUUUUUGCGCGAGACCGAGCUGUUGGUGUCAGGGUCCUUUGGAAACCGAAUUGA